This is a messenger RNA of Eruca vesicaria subsp. sativa (arugula), 594 nucleotides long. The record is from the annotation of a GenBank genome assembly. NCBI's taxonomy places the organism in Eukaryota, Viridiplantae, Streptophyta, Magnoliopsida, Brassicales, Brassicaceae.
AUGCGUGAUCUUUUGGUUUGUUGUUCGGGGAUGAAUAUGUUUUCUGUCUCAAUUGAUUUAUGGAUCUUCUUGGUUGUCUAUUACGGUUUUGGAAGUCAAAGAACCAUGGGACAGGACUAUAGCUACACUCAGCCUUCGUCAUCAGAUGAGUUUGACAUGACCUCCUUACUUCAAGAAGAAGCUGACCUCUACCAGGAUGAAGCUGAGAGUGGGUACGCUACUGGAGAUGUUCAGUAUCAACCGCAACCUGAGGGCGAUGAAGGUAUCCCUCUGACAUGCUAUUGCGGUUCUGAGCCUGUCCUUCAAACAUCAUACACUCAAAGAGAUCCAGGCAGGCGGUACUUCACGUGUGACAACGUUUCUGAUGGAGACUGCCACAUCUGGAAAUGGCAGGAUGUGGCAGUUAUGGAAGAGAUGCGUGAGAUGCAGACACAACUGAGGCUGCUGAAGAAUCAAUUCUUUGAGACUGACCAGAAAGUGACUAAGUUACAGAAGAUCGUGGUUGUGUUAAGUAAGAAGAACAUAAAACUGGUCAUGGAAAUAGGAUCAUGUCUACUGGUCAUGGCAAUAGCCGUCAUGGUAAUGGGCUGGUAA